Lodderomyces jiufengensis is the source of this 4971-nucleotide messenger RNA. It is a transcript of the gene RPA190, whose product is annotated as DNA-directed RNA polymerase I core subunit. Gene Ontology annotation, biological process: DNA-templated transcription. Lineage: Eukaryota; Fungi; Ascomycota; Pichiomycetes; Serinales; Debaryomycetaceae. The transcript has a single exon. Bases 1 to 4971 code for a protein of 1656 amino acids. Gene Ontology annotation, cellular component: RNA polymerase I complex. Gene Ontology annotation, molecular function: DNA-directed RNA polymerase activity; DNA binding. The record is from RefSeq and is a predicted model, not a curated record.
AUGGAUAUUUCGAGACCAGUAGGUUCAGAAAUUACAUCAGUUGAUUUUGGUGUACUAUCAGAUGAAGAAGUUGCCAAAUUAUCAGCAAAACAAAUCACAAAUCCAAUAGUAUUUGAUAAUUUAGGUCAUCCAAUAAAUGGUGGUCUAUAUGAUUUAUCAUUAGGUGCAUUUUUGAGAAAUGUUUGUACUACUUGUGGGCUAGAUGAAAAAUUUUGUCCCGGUCAUAUGGGUCAUAUUGAAUUACCCGUACCUGUUUACAAUCCAAUGUUUUUCAAUCAAUUAUAUAUUUUCUUAAGAAGUUCUUGUUUAUAUUGUCAUAGAUUUAAAUUGAAUCAACUAGAAACUGACUUGUUUAAAUACAAAUUACAAUUAAUUCAAUAUGGGUUAUUAUUGGAAUGUAUAGAAUUGGAGAAUUUGACUAUAUCUGGGAAAUCCAAAACCGAAGAUGAUGUAGAUGAAGAAGAUGAAGAAGAAGAAACAUCAGUAGAUGAUAAAUCAAGAAAAGAAUUAACAGCACGUCGUGAAUUAUUUGUUAAAAAUGCAAUAUCAUGUGCAUUGAAAGAUGGAAGAACUACAACAAAGGGAGUAAUAACAGCAUCAGUUAGCGAAGAAAGAAAAGCAACUAUACACGAUUUUUAUAGAAGAUUAUUAGGUAGACCAAAAUGUUCAAAUUGUGGAAUGUAUUCACCAAGUUUUAGAAAAGAUGGAUUUGUUAAAAUUUUUGAAAAUUCUUUAACUGAUAAACAAAUUACAAAUAAUAGAGUAAGAGGUUUACAAAGACCUGAUAUGAUUAGAAAAAAUGGCUCCAAGUCAAAUAGUGGAGCAAGUGAUAUUCCAAAUAUUAAACAUAAAAGUGGAUCGAAAUAUGUAUUGGCAUCAGAAAUAAGAAAUGUAAUAAGAGCAGUUUUUGAAAAAGAACAACCAGUUUUACAAAAAGUUUUCCAUUCAAGACCUUAUCAACAUGAAAUAAUAAGUGGUGAUAUUUUUUUCAAACAAGCUAUACUAGUUCCACCAACAAGAUUCAGAUUACCUUCAAAAUUAGGAGAAGAAAUCCAUGAAAAUGCACAAAAUGAAUUAUUAUCAAAUAUUUUGAAAACUUCAGUAUUGAUUAGAGAUUUAAAUAGUCAAAUAUCCAAAAUGUAUCAAGAAAAAUUAAGUGGAGAACAAAAAAAAAUAAUUUUUAAUAGACUUAUGAAUUCAUUUGUAACUUUACAAAAUGAUGUAAAUGCAUUUAUAGAUUCGACAAAAAACCAAAAUGCACCAGCUGGGAAAAUACCGAAUCCUGGUAUUAAACAAGCAUUAGAAAAGAAAGAAGGAUUAUUUAGAAAACAUAUGAUGGGUAAAAGAGUUAAUUAUGCUGCUCGUUCAGUUAUUUCACCAGAUCCCAAUUUAGAAACCAAUGAAAUUGGUGUACCACCAGUUUUCGCAACCAAGUUAACUUAUCCAGAACCAGUUACAUCACAUAAUGCAUCAGAAUUGAGACAAGCUGUUAUCAAUGGUCCAGAUAAAUGGCCAGGUGCAGUACAAAUACAAAAUGAAGAUGGAUCAUUAAUCAACUUAAAUGGUAUGAGUUUGGAACAAAGAAAAGCAUUAGCAAAUCAAUUAUUAACCCCAUCUGGAUCAUCAACUUUUGUUGGCAAGAAAGUUUAUAGACAUAUUAAAAAUCAAGAUGUUGUUAUAAUGAAUCGUCAACCAACAUUACACAAAGCUUCAAUGAUGGGUCAUAAAGUAAGAGUUUUACCAGGUGAAAAAACAUUAAGAUUACAUUAUGCAAAUACUGGUGCUUAUAAUGCAGAUUUUGAUGGUGAUGAAAUGAAUAUGCAUUUCCCACAAAAUGAAAAUGCAAAAGCUGAAGCUUUAAAUUUAGCUAACACUGAUUCACAAUAUUUAACUCCAACUUCAGGAGCUCCUUUAAGAGGGUUAAUUCAAGAUCAUAUUUCAGCAGGUGUUUGGUUAACUAAUAGAGAUACAUUUUUCAAUAAAGAAACUUAUCAACAAUUAAUCUAUGGAUGUAUAAGACCAGAAGAUGGUCAUACUAAUGGAAGGAGUAGAAUAAUAACUGUUCCACCAGCUACUGUCAAACCUGAAUAUUUAUGGACUGGUAAACAAGUAAUCACCACUAUUUUAUUGAAUAUUAAACCAGAUGGUGUUCCAGGUGUCAAUUUAAUUUCGAAAAAUAAAAUCAAAAGUGAUUAUUGGAGUGCGGAAAGUACUGAAAAUGAAGUCAUAUUCAAGAAUGGUGAAUUAGUAUCUGGUAUAUUAGAUAAAUCUCAAUAUGGUGCAUCUCAAUUUGGUAUUGUUCAUUCAUUACAUGAAGUAUACGGUCCAGAUGUUGCAGGUAAAGCUUUAAGUGUUUUAGGUAGAUUAUUUACAAAUUAUAUUAUGAUGACUGCUUUUACUUGUGGUAUGGAUGAUUUAAGAUUAACUGAAGAUGGUAAUGAAUGGAGAAAAGAUAUUUUGAAGGCAUCAGUUGAUACUGGUAGACUUGCAGCUACAGAAGUUACUAAUUUAUCAGAUGAUACACCAAAUGAUGAUAAAGAAUUAAGGAGAAGAUUAGAAGAAAUUUUAAGAGAUGAUAAUAAAUUAGGUAUACUUGAUGCUAUAACUCAAUCCAAAGUAAAUGCUAUUACAUCCCAAGUUGUUUCAAAAUGUGUACCUGGAGGUACAAUGAAAAAAUUCCCAUAUAAUUCUAUGCAAGCUAUGGCUUUAUCAGGUGCAAAAGGUUCAAAUGUUAAUGUUUCUCAAAUUAUGUGUCUUUUAGGUCAACAAGCAUUAGAAGGUAGAAGAGUUCCAGUAAUGGUUUCUGGUAAAACGUUACCUUCAUUUAAAUCUUUUGAAACAGAUGCAAGAGCAGGUGGUUAUAUUAAACAAAGAUUUUAUUCAGGUAUCAGACCACAAGAAUAUUAUUUCCAUUGUAUGGCUGGUAGAGAAGGUUUAAUCGAUACUGCUGUAAAAACAUCUAGAUCUGGUUAUUUACAACGUUGUUUAACUAAACAAUUGGAAGGUGUUCAUGUUAAUUAUGAUAAUACUGUAAGAGAUGGUGAUGGUACUAUGAUUCAAUUCUUAUACGGUGGUGAUUCAAUAGAUACUACAAAACAAUCUCAUAUGAAUCAGUUUGAUUUUUGUUUGGAAAAUUAUGAUGCAUUAUUAGCUAAAUAUAAUCCAGGUGAUGGUAUUGAUAAUUUAGAUACUACUGAAGCUGCAUCAUAUUCUAAAAAAGUUAAAAAGGCUUUGAAGAAACAAAAAGACAUACCACAUUACGAACAACAUAUUAAAUACGAUCCCGUACUAAAUGUUUAUAAUCCAUCCAAAUAUCUUGGUGCAGUUUCUGAAAAAUUUUCAGAAAAAUUAGAUUCAUUCAUAUCAAGUCAUCCACAUUUAUUUGCACAAUCAAAAGAAGAAGCGAAAUCUUCAAAUAAAUUAACAGAAAAGAAAUUUAAAGCAUUGAUGCAAUUGAAAUAUAUGAGAUCAUUAAUAAAUCCAGGUGAAUCAGUUGGUAUUAUUGCAUCACAAUCAAUUGGUGAACCAUCUACUCAAAUGACAUUAAAUACUUUCCAUUUCGCUGGUCAUGGUGCAGCAAACGUUACUUUAGGUAUACCACGUAUGAGAGAAAUUAUUAUGACUGCUUCAGCUGCUAUCAAAACCCCACAAAUGACAUUACCUAUUUUAAAUGAUGUUACUGAUGAACAAGCAGAUGCUUUCUGUAAAUCAAUUGCUAAAGUUGUUAUGUCUGAAUUCGUUGAUAAUGUAACUGUUACUGAAACCACUUCACAGGAUGAAAAUGGAUCAAAUAGUAGAUCAUAUAUUAUACAUUUAGGUUUUUAUUCAAGAGAAGAAUAUGAAACUGAAUAUGAUAUAAGUAAAGAACAAUUAGAAUAUGUUGUUACAAAAGAUUUUAUACAUCAUUUGGAAUCACAAAUUGUUAAAGAAGUUAAAAAACAAAAGAAACCAGAUUAUAUGCCAACUGUUGGUAAAUCAGCAGGUAAAACUGAUAUGGAAACUGUUAGUGGUAAAAUCAAAGAUGUAUCUGAUGAUGAAGAUGAUGUAGAUGAAGAUGAUGCGGAAGAAGAAAAUAUGAAAAAUAAAGCUAAACAACAAGUAUCAUAUGAUGGACCAGAUGAUGAUGAAGUUGAGACUAUGAAACGUGCAGAAGAAACCAGUGAUGAAGAAAUGGAAGAUGCUGAUGAUGAUAAAGAAUCAUCUUCUAGUAAUUACGAUUCAGAUUCAGAUUCAGAAGAUGAAGAUGGAGAUACCAAUAUGGAUAAGAAACCGGAAUUAUCAAAAUCAGCAAAAGAUCGUCAAGCAGAAGUUAUAUCGAAUCAUAAUAUGGUUACAAAUUUUAAUUUUGAUGAUGAAAAAGGUGAAUGGUGUGAAUUUAAAUUAGAAUUAAAUGGUAAUGAAACUCAAAAAUUAUUAAUGGUAAAUAUUGUUGAAGAUCUUUUAAGAAAAACUGUUGUUAGACAAAUUCCAAAUAUUGGUAGAUGUUUAAGACCAGAACCUGAUGCUUCAGGUAAAAGAAUAUUAACAACUGAAGGUGUUAAUUUCAAAGCAAUGUGGGAAGAAGAAGAUUUUAUUGAUGUAAAUUCAAUAACUUCAAAUGAUAUUGCAUCAGUAUUAAAUACAUAUGGAGUAGAAGCAGCAAGAAACACUAUAGUUAAUGAAAUUUAUAGAGUUUUCGAUACUUAUGGUAUAAGUGUUUCAUCAAGACAUUUAGAAUUAAUAGCAGAUAUGAUGACAAGAGAAGGUACUUAUUUAGCUUUUAAUAGACAAGGUAUUGAUUCAUCAACUUCAAGUUUUAUGAAAAUGUCAUAUGAAACAACUUGUCAAUUUUUAACAAAAGCUGUAUUGGAUGGUGAUAGAGAAGAAUUAGAAAGUCCUUCUGCUAAAAUUGUUAUGGGAAAAUUAUCAAAUGUUGGAACUGGUUCAUUUGAUAUUUUUGCUCAAAUGCCAAAAAUUGAAGAAGAACUUUAG